This is a messenger RNA of Telopea speciosissima, 1700 nucleotides long. RefSeq names its product probable protein S-acyltransferase 4. Gene Ontology annotation, molecular function: protein-cysteine S-palmitoyltransferase activity. Gene Ontology annotation, biological process: peptidyl-L-cysteine S-palmitoylation; protein targeting to membrane. The transcript is spliced from 6 exons. Gene Ontology annotation, cellular component: endoplasmic reticulum; Golgi apparatus. Lineage: Eukaryota; Viridiplantae; Streptophyta; Magnoliopsida; Proteales; Proteaceae. The coding region runs from base 79 to 1380 and encodes 433 amino acids. The record is from RefSeq and is a predicted model, not a curated record.
UGGGUAGAGAAGAAAAGGAAGGAAAUAUCUGCUGCGAAACGUAGUAGCUGCAGAAGUUGAUAAAGAAAAGAAAACCUCAUGAGUGGAUACAUAAAUCCGCAUUGGGGUUCUUCUGUCAAAGACAUGGCCCCGCCUAAAUCCAGACGGCUCUAUCAUGUCUGGAAGGGAAGCAAUAAAUUUUUCUGUGGUGGGAGAAUGAUCUUUGGCCCUGAUGUUGCAUCACUAUUUUUAUCAACAUUCCUAAUAGGAACUCCUGCAAUAACCUUUUGUGGCAAAGUGUUUGCGAAGGUCAAAAAUGCUCAAGAAAUUUCUGAUCAAAUUCUUUGGUAUCCAGUGCUGGCCGUCGGAUUGGUUGUGACCUUUUUGGAUUUGAUGUUUCUCUUCUUGACAUCUGGUAGAGAUCCAGGUAUUGUCCCUAGGAAUUCAAGACCUCCUGAAUUAGAUGAAGCAUUUGAAGGGAAUACCCCAUCCAUGGAAUGGGUCAACGGGAGAAACCCUCAUAUGAGAUUGCCCAGAACAAAAGAUGUAGUUGUCAAUGGUCAUGUGAUAAAAGUGAAGUACUGUGACACUUGCUUGCUUUAUCGUCCACCUCGAGCUUCUCAUUGCUCAAUCUGUAACAACUGUGUUCAGAGGUUUGAUCACCAUUGUCCGUGGGUGGGUCAGUGCAUUGGAGUUCGCAAUUAUCGUUUCUUCUUCUUAUUUAUAUCGUCAUCAACCUUCUUGUGCAUAUAUGUCUUCUCAUUUUCUUGGGUAAACAUUCUUCGAGAGAAGCACAACGACUCCCUGUGGAAGACCAUGUCAAAAGAAAUCAUAUGCGUUAUUCUCAUAGUAUACUGUUUUAUUGCCGUUUGGUUUGUUGGGGGGCUAACAAUUUUCCAUUUCUAUCUGAUUUGUACAAACCAGACAACUUAUGAAAACUUUCGUUACCGCUAUGAUAAGAAGGAGAAUCCAUAUAAUAAGGGGAUGAUGAGAAACAUUAGAGAACUCUUUUUUUCAAGGAUCCCACCUUCAAUGAAUAAUUUCAGAGCUUGGGUAGCAGAAGAGGACAAUGAAGGCAGGUCUGUGACUUCAAGUAUUGGGGGAGGUCUUAUGGGUUCAAAAGAGAAAAUUGACAUAGAAAUGGGUAGUAAACUAGCAGAGGAUGGGGGCAUUCCGGUUCCUGAUCUUUUGCAAAAUCUGGAUUACAGUGGUAUUGAGGAUAACUUGAAGAAUAAGGAUGCAGAUGGAGGUAUUGUAUUCGAUCCAUUUUUCUUUCCUAUUGAUCAUGAACGGAGAGAAUCAGUGCAGAGCUCCACUGUUGAAGAUGAGACUAACACAGAUGAAAAAAACGAUGAAGGAAGUUGUUCCCAUCUUUCAACAACACCAAUUCUUCAUGGAUAGAGGUCUGUCCACCAAAUAUCUUCAUUAACUCAGGCUGAUCAUGAUGUGGAUGUGCUAGAUCUUUAUAGUUCAUUGGAUGGAAUGUGUUUGGUGGCUUGACAUGGCUCUGAGUUCUGCAAAUGUAGAGAUUGAAUGUCGGCUUAGUGAUGUUAUUGAAACUGAGGAGGAAAUAUGGGAAAAGACAAUAAUCAAAUUGUUCUGUUUCACUUUAAUGUUUAAAGUCCAUUUCUUAUGAUUGAAGUGUAAAAUAAUGCAGUAACCAGCAAAAAGGCCAAAGGUGCCUGUCUGUAAGUAAAACGGGCAUAGGUUGUUUCUUUUCC